This is a messenger RNA of Peronospora matthiolae, 204 nucleotides long. Lineage: Eukaryota; Oomycota; Peronosporomycetes; Peronosporales; Peronosporaceae. The record is from the annotation of a GenBank genome assembly.
AUGGAAGCAGUGCAACGUCUCAUUCAACUGAUACAAGGCGCAGGAUUUGUGCCGGGGGCGUUUGAAGCACAGGUUCUGCUUGACUGCGACCUGGAUCAAAUGAUCACGAUCAGUCGAUCACUGUUCAAAGCGCUGGUCCAACUGACCGGCAACUAUGACUCCGCUGAUCGCGAGCUCACGACCAGUAUCAUGGUCAAAGAGUGA